AUGAGCAACAUUCAAAUUGCAGAGACGCAAACGGAACAAACAGAGCUGUUGGAUUUAUCAGUGCAAAAAUUGAGUAGAGAACAAGCGCCGGAUUUGUGCUUAUUAGCCGAAGUAGCCGAUAAAAUGCCGAAAGCCGAAGUAGCCAACAAAAAUACAGAUGAAUUUGACAGUCAAAAUUCGACAGUCAAGAUGAAUUUAACAGUCAAAGAAGACAGCGUUAAACGAAAACGUGCAGAAGAAAUUGCAGGAAAGAAAUCAAAAAAGAAACUGUUGUGUGAUAAAUGUGGAAAUAGCAUAAUAGAUAUUAACAGGCAUAUGAUGACUCAUACCGGUGAGAAGCCGCAUAGUUGUCCGAUAUGCACGAAAAAUUUCUCUCAGCCACACGACAGGGAUAUCCAUAUGAGAAUUCAUACCAGUGAGAAGCCGUACCACUGUCUCACAUGCAACAAGAACUUCUCUCGUUUAUCAACUUUGAACUACCAUAUGGGAACUCAUAACAGAGAGAAGCCGUACGUUUGUUCGAUAUGCAACAGAAGUUUCUCUCAUUCAUCGAGUAAGAAGAGACAUAUGAAAACACAUACCAGUGAGAAGCCUUAA
This is a messenger RNA of Loa loa (African eye worm), 597 nucleotides long. RefSeq names its product zinc finger protein. Bases 1 to 597 code for a protein of 198 amino acids. The record is from RefSeq and is a predicted model, not a curated record. Gene Ontology annotation, molecular function: RNA polymerase II cis-regulatory region sequence-specific DNA binding; DNA-binding transcription factor activity. Gene Ontology annotation, biological process: regulation of transcription by RNA polymerase II. NCBI's taxonomy places the organism in Eukaryota, Metazoa, Nematoda, Chromadorea, Rhabditida, Onchocercidae. The transcript has 2 exons.